GUUCCAGCCAACAAGGAAGGUGUAAGUCCCUUCUUUAGAAUCAGAACGAGCGACUUCGAGACGUCGACUCGCAAAACGCGUCUCAAAUGCGUGCCCUUAAAUCUUCAUCUCUGCGCAGUCUUCCCUCUGUUCAGCGUCGUGCGCUUCGCCAAUUCCCAGUGCCCGUCGAGCGGCGAGAAUCAGCUGAACGGCACCUGCUUCACGAGGCGAGAAUGCAUGAGCUUCGGAGGCAUACCCUCGGGACCCUGCGCCAACGGGCUGGGCACUUGUUGCGUGUUUCAGAAAUCCUGCGGCUCUACCACCAACGUGAACAACACGUACUUUGUGAGUCCGAAUUAUCCCAUCACUUAUCGGGGAGGGGAACGCUGCACGAUCACCGUUCAACGCUGCAACUCCAAGAUAUGUCAGCUGCGGUUGGAUUUUCUAGAGGCGACUCUUGCUCAACCCAACGCCACCGGGUGGUGCGAUUUCGACGUGCUUCUGGUGUCCGGAGGCUCGUCCACGGUGCCGAGAAUAUGCGGGGACAAUACUAAUCAGCACGUGUACGUUGACUUCAAUGGGGCAACGCCGAUCAUGAUAUCCGUCGACACCAACGCAGAUUAUGCGUUCGAUCGACGCUGGAACAUACGGAUUCAGCAAAUACCGUGUGAUUCCGUCUGCAGAGCUCCUAACGGGUGCUUGCAGUAUCACAAGACUGUCUCGGGUGUCGUGAUGAGCUUCAAUUUCGGUACAACGGAAAAUGUUCGAGCUCCUCAAAUCGGAACGCGGCAGAUGGUAAAUCACCGUUACGGCGUGUGCGUUAGAAUGGCCCUGGGAUAUUGCAGUAUCGAGUGGUCGCAAGUAGACAAUUUGUCUUUCUCCGUUUCCGGAGACACGGGCUCGUUUGAUCCGGACAUAAUAGGUACGGAUUUGGUAGCCGAAUCUGGCGCAAGCUGUAUGUCAGAUUUCGUGAUUAUACCCGAUCCGCGUGAAAACGGCGUGCCGACGAAUACAGACAGGUUUUGUGGAAAUGGAUUCAUCACCAAAACAACGGAUUUGAAGCCGUUCGUGCUCUACGUUGUAACGAACGGCGACGAGAUGCUGGACGCUCAAAAUAAAGGCUUCAGACUGAUGUUCCGUCAGCUCCCUUGUACUGUUUAAGUACACGACAUGUCAGAUAUAUAUUUUGAAUUAAUAAGAAUUCAUAUAACCCAGCAAACAUGAAGUUACAGUUGUAUAACUGUUAGUUAUA
Molecule: messenger RNA, 1231 nt
Organism: Dinoponera quadriceps
Lineage: Eukaryota; Metazoa; Arthropoda; Insecta; Hymenoptera; Formicidae
Exons: 8
Source: RefSeq, a predicted model, not a curated record